AUGUCCAAUCUGUGGCUCGACGACCUGUCCGAGGACUGGAUUCCCCAGCCGUCGCCGUCCGAUGCUUCCUCUGUGUCGUCGGCCUCGCACGAUUCCGUCCAGAUCAAAUCCCCCGCGCGCAGUCGCGUCCCGCGCCUGCGCUCUUCUCCCGACGCCCAAACCACCCCCAAGAGCGACAACUUCUCCAGGCCGCUUCCCGGCAAGCGCAAAGCUGCCCUCGCCGAACGCAGCCAGAGCGACAACAACAUCGCCCUUCCAACCAACUCGUCCGCCCCCGAAGACCAAGACGCCCCCGAUGACCCGCCCCCACCACCUGCCGACCGUUCCCCGUCUGCUUCCUCGUCCGACUCCGUAGUCCAGUACGGCACCGUCGAGCAAAAGGCCCCGCCGAACAAGGCAAACAAGUCCCACGACACGCCCGAGUGGAAGCGCCGUCUCAUACAGGGCAAGAUGGGUUACGGCGAGCAGCGCGACUUGUUUAGCCCCAUGGGCUUGGAAAACAUAUUCCAGAAGCCCCCAACCCAACGCGCGCCAGGAAGCAAGAAAAAAAGCAGACUUCCGCUGUUCAAAGACAUGAGCGCAUUGCCAUCGAGCCCACCGCCGUGGCCCACGGGCGAGGCGCACGCCAAAGACUCUGUCAUCGACGGCCAGACGCAGGAGAAGGCUUUUAGCCGCGCGCCAGACGGCACCGCGGACGGAUCAGAUGCGGAUGACUCCGCUGAGGAUAGCUUCGGGGAAUACGACAACGAUUCGGACGCUGGCUCGGUGGUACACAAUGGCUAUGACGCAAAAGCCGAAGCCGGCGAAGACACCUUUCAGCCGCAGAGCUUCCAUCAAACGGACGAGGCCCGAGCUUCGCACUUGCAUCCUGGACAUGAGCACGAAGAUGAAAAAUCAAGAGCUACAAGCGGACAGACGGACCUUGCCGACGAGACCUUCAGCCCAGUUUUCAUUUCCAAGCACAAUACGACGGAUGGUGGAGUCGACUACGCGGCGAUCGACCUCACCAAGUCGCAAUUGGCGCGCCUGCGGGACCAAAUAGGCGAGAAAGAAAGCCCCAACAAACCAGACUUUAAUGCCAGUCAAGGAUCGGACUCGUCUUCGUUCGCAAAGCUCCGCUCGGAGACACUGCCUGAAGAUCUUCUUGCAGGUACACCGGACCAGCUCUCGGUAGGCCAAUUCGUGAAUCUCAAGCGAGGUGGCUUCUCCGCGGAUGGAUCCUUCAUGCGGCGCCCAUUGAGCCCUUCACCACUUGGCCGGAAACUGUCAAGCUCAAAUGUCGAAGAGCCCACUCCGGUCAACCAUAAGAAUGAAACUGGACAGCCCAUUCCGCAAGUGUACAGGCCGCCGAGUGUAUUCAAGCAUAUCGAAGCUAUGUCCCGGCCCAUGAGCCCUCCGAUCUCACCGAAAACCCCAGCCCUUCGCCUGAAUUCUUCUUUCCUCAACCCUGACAGAAAUGCUUCGUUCCUCAGUCCGGACAGACCGACACCAUUAAAACUCUUCGGGGACCACGACACGUUCACUGCCGCAAGACUGCAUCGUAGGAUGAGCCAAUUGGAAGACACCAUACAGCUUCAGGAGAAUGCACAGGACAGCAAAAAAAGCAGCUUGGGUUCAUCACCUGCCAAACGAAACAUUGAAGGCCAGUCGCGACUCCCUUCCGUAGAGGAAGCAAGUUUUCAAAAGAACGAUGCCGCGGCCAACCUGAUUCCUGAGAUCCAUGAACCCAUACGAGAAUCUGCGGCUAGCUACUUUGGCCAAGGCGACCUUAAUGAGUAUCCCUUCCCGGAUGAUGAGUUUUCAUUUCCAUCAUCGAGGGACGCUUAUGAACAAGACUCGGGCCAUCAAGGUCCGCCUUCUCGGACUUCUUCUAAAGGAACUCCGCCAAAGUUUAUGUUCAGUGUCGACGACGGAGAGCAAAACACUACUACGCGUAUGAAAAGGAAACUUUCACGACAGUCUGUGAAAAGCUGGACAACCACUCUCUCCAACAAGAACUCGAUCAAGAUCCCGAAAUCCCCUAGGGUUGGCUCCAGGAACAGUGACUCCGCUAAGAAGGGGCAGCUUGACCUUCUGAACGUCACAGAAGUGUCUGAAGGGAAGCGACCACCAACGUCGCCCUUCAAGAAUCCGACACCGAAAAGGCGUCGGACCUUGCUCUCCAGCGAUUUGAUGGCUUAUUCGGAGCCCAUUCCGCAGCUUACACCAUCUUCCCCCGCGACUGUAGAAACCGACCCCAGCAAAAAACGUACACGUGUUCGCGAAGAAAACUUAAAGCACACCGCAGAACCAGACGUGCUUGCUCGCAGGACCAUACUUCGCCCUCGGAAUCCAACGCCAAGUCAACGCAGACGCGAGCAGAUUCAAGCUGAUAUACUGGAUGCCACUGACGCGUAUCUGAUGAGUACACCAAGAUUGCAUGCUAUUCAAGAACACCUUGAAAGCCCAACAUCCCGCGACAUCUCUACAGACGGCGAAAACGAAAGAGCUAUUGCUGGCGAGAUUGCUGCUUUCAGCAUCAGAUUAAAUAAGGGGAUGAGAGAUGAGGAGCGGAAGCGCUCGGUUACAACGCAAGACUUCUUGGAUGAAGCUCGGCUAAUUAUGGAUCAUAUACGCGCCAAAGGGCGACCUAAUAGCGCUUUGGAGAGUCUGACUGAGUCAAGCCCGCCGGGCACGCCGACCCGGUACAGGUCGCCGUUCACCCCUGGUAUACCAUCGUCGCAGUUUACCUUUUCGAGACCGCCAAGUCGUAGUGAUGGCGCUAGGAGUGGCUGGAGAAAUCCAGCGGCUCGAAGCCAUGACCAACGAGUAGUCAGCCAUCUACGCAAAUACAGAGAAAAGGAUGAAGAAGACUACACUCCAACUAGCUUGCGGUCAUUCAAAAUGCCCCAUGUGGAAGGUCACGAUGAAGACUCCUCAGACUUCUCUGACGAUCAAACCGAAAACAUCCGCAUCCUCACCAACAAGCUCACAAACCGGAACCGGAAUCAUGGACACUCUGUCGGACGUUCGAUUUCCAGACGUUCAGCCCCUGCAGACGACAUGUAUGAAUCACGACCUUCCACGAUGGCUUCUUCAAUGGGAAGGACCAACUAUACCACUUUUUCGCGACGGUCUGACAACGUUGCUACCUUGGCCCCCGAGGCCGUGGCGCAUCUCAUUCCUCAAGAGAUUGCGGGUAUGAGUUUUGAUCGUGAAAAGGGCAUCUGGGUGAAGAGAAGAAACGCACGAAAUGGCGCAGCGGCUGCGACUGAUAUCAGCAAUAUGACCAACAGCGAGGAUGAUCCCUUGAGGGGUAUCCCAGAUCUGACAAUCGACGAAGUCGAAGAGCUCAAGCGCAUGAGCCAAUACCCGCCAUCUCCAUCUCCACCAAAGAGGUCCUACCGUGAUGAAUGGUUCUCAACUGCUUCUACCACCAACUCCAAGCGCGGAGGUCCGACGAUAUCCGUAGUAGCUCCAUCGGACGAAUCGGCCCACACUACUAGACCCAGAACGCGGGACGAAGCAGAGCCUCCUCUGCCCGACCCUAGGAGUAGUACUACCGCUCCGUCCAAAUUCUCAACCAACUUCUCUUCGAGCGACAGCGAAACUGAGACUCGAGCGACGUCCUAUAGCGAGAAGUGCGCGGACCAUAUCAAACCCAGGUUAUUUCUUCAACCGGAGACCAUACCUGAGAUUCCGUCCUCACCAGCUGUGGAAUAUGAGUACGGCAUUUCCGAAGGCCGCAGUGCUAGUCAGCCUACUCCCAGUACACAGGGACGUAUAAAUGUUGACCAUACCUUUGCUUCUUCUCGCAACCCUCGACCGACUGCUACUGCACGUCAGAGCUAUAGCAGUGCCGAAGAUGCUAUGAACUACCCUGUCAUCGAACCCGGCAUGGAAGAUCAAUCGCAGUUCAACCCACAUGAACCCUCUGACGCCAGUACUCUCAAGCGAGGCCCGCCCAGCCAUUCUCACUCAGCUAACAACCAAAAUUUUCAACCUUCUGCAAACUCCAGCCGCCAAUUUACCCCGUUACAAGCCGAAGGCCACACUGAACUUUCUGUUGUCCAACAUCAAUCGGAACAAUCUCGCAGGGCAUUCCGCGUUAGCCUUGGGCCUGUAUCCCAGGGUGCGGCGCCUGCAUCUCCCAGCCAAUAUGCUUAUGCAGACGUCACUUUCAUGCUUUCAGAGCUCCCAGACUUCACAGUAAACCAAGUUGAUGAGCGCGAGCUUCCCAACCGCACUCUUGUUAAGCGUCAUGUUGGCGGUAACUCGAUCAUCAACGGCAAUGAAGACCGAUUUGGUAACGGCACUAUGGAGCUCGUCAAGGCAUUGCAAGACGUCCGAUCUCGGGAGCCGUUCUGGGAAGAUAUGCGGAAAGUUGAAUUAAAGGACAAAGGACUGCCAACGCUCCAUAGGCUCGAUGAGAUGUGCUACCGCCUCCAGGAGCUGGACGUCAGUGACAAUCAUAUUGCGCAACUGGCAGGAGCGCCGCCAUCCAUCAGGAGGUUGAACGUUAGCGGUAAUUGCUUGACGAGCCUGACCGCCUGGGGCCAUUUGAUGAACCUCCAAUACUUGGACAUCAGCGGAAACCAGAUUGAGAGCUUGAAGGGAUUUUCAGGGCUCAUACAUCUCAGAGAACUCAGGGCGGACAACAAUCAGAUAGAGGGUCUGGAGGGUCUAUUAGGUCUGGACGGACUUAUUAAGUUGAGUCUCAAGAAUAACAGGAUCAGAAAAGCGGACUUCGAGGGCGCUGAACUGGACCGGCUUACGGAUCUCGAUCUCUCUGCAAACGAGGUUGCUAGUGUGCGCAACCUGUCGUCUCUGCCAUCACUACAGCGUCUAAACUUGGAUGAAAAUGAGCUAGCCCGGUUUCCCUCGCAGAGUACCAUAUCUCUCCGAGUGUCAAAAAUUCAGAAGCUCUCUCUGCGUCAGAACAGGUUAGAGAGCGUCGACCUCCGCCAUUUUCCUGCACUGGUCUCACUGGAUCUCGACUCGAAUUGUCUCUCAUCAAUUUCUGGCAUUGGGGGUCUGCACAGUCUUCGAGCACUCUCUGCCAGAGACCAGCGGAUUCAAGGCCCCUUCGAUGUUUCAUCUUUCCUCGCAAACGCUGACAUUCACGAGCUCUACUUAUCCUCCAACACUAUUACUACAUUCACCCUUCCGCAUUCAUUCCUCAAUCUUCAUUGUCUGGAGCUUGCAUCAUGCGGUUUGCAAACCCUUCCGGAGAAGUUCGGUCAACUCGCGCCAAACGUGCGCUACCUUAAUCUCAAUUUCAAUGCUCUGAAGGACUUACGCCCGGUUCUCAACGUUAAGAAGCUUGAUGCCUUGCUGCUUGCAGGCAACAGAUUGGCACGGCUUCGGCGCAAUUUGUUGGUCCUUGCCAAGGUGGCUUCGCUUUCGCGUAUCGACUUGAGAGACAACCCUUUCAGCGUAGGGUUCUACCCACCGCUAUCCAAGGUCACUGCGGUGACUGCGCGAUCCCAGGAAUUUGACGACAACGAUUUGGAAGGUCAGGAGCCGAACGCUCUGCCAAAUGCAGUCAAGACCAAAGACGUGCAGUACAUGUCGAGGUUGGACGAAGACACUAAGAUGAGAAGGAGAGUAUACGAGUUGCUGCUCGGGCACAGCUGCAAAGGGUUACAGCAAUUAGACGGGCUGGAGUUCAGCCGCAAGGACGCGUUGUCGAAAGACAAGUGCUGGGAUAGGCUGGUGACAUUAGGGGUGAUCAAAAAAUCGAGCAAAGGAAAAGAAAUGGAGAAAGUCGGGGGUGCUGCCAUGAAGGGGACGAAGGCAGGUAACGAGUGA
Molecule: messenger RNA, 5790 nt
Organism: Aplosporella prunicola CBS 121167
Lineage: Eukaryota; Fungi; Ascomycota; Dothideomycetes; Botryosphaeriales; Aplosporellaceae
Exons: 2
Coding region: 1-5790 (1929 amino acids)
Molecular function (GO): protein binding
Source: RefSeq, a predicted model, not a curated record